UCAUUCUCCUCUCUUUGUUCCAUCAUAAAGAAAAAACUUUUACCUUUGUUUUUGUUUGUGCCUUUUUUCUUCACCUUUGGGGUCUCCUUGAGGAGAGGGGAAGAAGAAGAAGAAGAACAAGGAGGACCCCACCACGCACACAAACAAACACAAAACACAUUCACACCAAUUUCAAACCCUUCUUCAUUUUCCUUGAUCCUUCCUCAUCAUAAGGGUUUAUCACUUUUGUUGUUAAUUACUUCAAUUAUUUUUCUUUCUCAAUUUUUUUCUUCAGCCCCCAAAAACUCUUCCACGUUUGUUUCCUCUAUUUUGACUUUCAAAUCGUCUGCGUGCGUGCGCUUCCACUUUCUUCUCCUUUCAAUCCUUCAAUCAAUCCUUGCAAAUGUCAAUCAUCUUCACUCUUCGCCUCCCAACUCGUUUUUGAAUCGUUCCACCACUUUUUCGUACUCGCUUCUUUCUUUCCCUUAAUACGCACCCCAAAAAAGCAAUUUUUUUUUCUUCUUUCUACAGAAAAGAGCCAAAUUGUUGUAAUUACACACCUUGCAAUUUAUUAGAUCAUCACACGCUUGUUUCCUUCAAUUGAGUCUUGAUUCUUCCGCCGUUUGUUAAAAGGAAGAAAAUUUUUUGUUCUUGGUAUGAAGUUGUAGUGAUUCUUUUUUGAGUGAGUAGAUGGGUUGGCUUAGCAGAAUUUUCAAAGGGACUGAGCAGAAGAUUUCGGAGGGCCAUUAUAGUAAAGAGGAUGCUGGUUAUUAUUUGCCAUCGACUUCGGGGGUAACAACAAAUGAUGUUUGGAACCAGAACGAGAAUGAGGAUAUAGAUCGUGCUAUUGCACUGUCGCUGGUGGAAGAGAGCGAGAGAACACACAAUGUAAAUGACAACAGAUCACAGUUAGAAGAAGAUGAACAACUUGCCAGAGCUUUAGAAGAAAGUCUAAACGUGGACUCUCCUCCCAGAUAUGGAAAUGAAAAUGCGUUUCAACCAAUUCAGUAUUUCCCCAUGGGGUCCAGGAUUUGUGCUGGCUGCUAUACUGAGAUUGGUUAUGGGCGAUAUCUUAAUUGCUUGAACGCAUUCUGGCAUCCUGAAUGCUUCCGCUGCCGAGCUUGCAACCUACCAAUCUCUGAUUAUGAGUUCUCCACAUCUGGGAAUUACCCUUACCAUAAAUCAUGUUAUAAGGAAAGCUACCACCCAAAAUGUGAUGUCUGCAAGCACUUUAUUCCAACAAAUCCUGCUGGUCUUAUUGAAUAUAGGGCACAUCCAUUCUGGGUCCAGAAAUAUUGCCCUUCUCAUGAACAUGACGGUACUCCACGAUGUUGCAGUUGUGAGCGAAUGGAGUCGCAAGAGGCAGGAUAUAUUGCUCUUAAGGAUGGCCGGAAGCUCUGUUUAGAGUGUCUGGAUUCUUCUAUCAUGGAUACAAAUGAAUGCCAACCCCUUUAUGCUGAUAUACAAAGAUUUUAUGAAAGCCUAAAUAUGAAACUGGACCAGCAAAUUCCACUACUAUUGGUUGAAAGACAAGCAUUGAAUGAAGCAAGAGAGGGAGAUAAGAAUGGACAUUAUCACAUGCCGGAAACCAGAGGGCUCUGCCUCUCAGAGGAGCUCACCACUUUCAGACGACCUAGAUUUGGGACAGGAAAUGGAGCAAUGGACAUGAGAGCACAGCAAUACAGGAUGACUCCACAUUGUGAUGUGACGGCUAUUCUCAUUUUAUAUGGUCUUCCAAGAUUGCUCACUGGAUCCAUCCUAGCCCAUGAGAUGAUGCAUGCCUGGCUUCGACUUAAAGGUUAUCGGACUCUAAGUCAAGAUGUUGAAGAAGGUAUCUGUCAGGUUUUGGCUCAUAUGUGGUUGGAGUCUGAACUUAGUUCUGCAUCAGGCAGCAACUUUGUAUCAGCUUCAUCCUCAUCUGCAUCACACACAUCUAAAAAGGGUAAAAGACCUCAGUUUGAGAGAAAGCUUGGGGAGUUCUUCAAACACCAGAUUGAAUCAGACAUUUCCCCUGUUUAUGGAGAUGGGUUUAGGGCAGGUCAAAAAGCAGUGCGUAAAUAUGGUCUACAAAGGACCCUUCACCACAUCAAGAUGACGGGGACUUUUCCAUAUUAAGUACAGAGAUACUCCAUUAACAGAUUGUUUUUCAUUCUUUCUUGAUAUAAAACCUGGCCUGUUAUUAGAAACCAAGGUCAAGGUGUGUUUUAGGCAUUAGUUUCAACGAGUUGAUGAUUUUUUGUACUUGUAAUUAUUGAUACUGUUGCGGUAUAUUGAUUACAUUCACAUUUUUUUAAUUUAUCACA
Vigna unguiculata (cowpea) is the source of this 2282-nucleotide messenger RNA. RefSeq names its product DA1 (gene DA1). NCBI's taxonomy places the organism in Eukaryota, Viridiplantae, Streptophyta, Magnoliopsida, Fabales, Fabaceae. The record is from RefSeq and is a predicted model, not a curated record. Gene Ontology annotation, molecular function: ubiquitin binding.